CCAGAGAAGAGACGGAGACGUCAUAAGAAAUCCUCGUCAUCAUCCCAAGAGGUUUCCGUAGAAGAUAAACCCGUACCCCAACACCCGCCGACAUUUGACUACCAGGCAGCAGCUCGUAGAAUCAUUGAAGCGAUUCGCGAGGACGAACUCAAAAGAAAAGGAGCCUUGCUUUCCAAACUGAACCCAAAUGACGCGGGAACCGUGUUGACUUCCACUGAUGCCUUCAAUCAAACUACUCAAAUGCCACAGGACGAACCAGACUUUUUAGUGGUCGGCAAAGACACUGAUGUCGUUACACCAUCACUCGACAAGUUCAUCGCCUCGAAACCACGAAAACUCACACGACGACGAAGGAAGAAACGCAGCGUUUCAGCCAAUAAUUCAAAAACUGAAGUGACGAGCAACACGGUGUCCAAACCGGUGACAGAACAAGACAAGACUGCAACAGCGUCGAUGCAAAACUCGCAAGUGCCUUCAGCCAUGGCAACGGUUAGUGAAUCAUCAGCUUUUGGCAGACAGGCGACACCAAGCAAGAGGCUGUCGGCAAAUCCCAAUCAACUCAUGGGCAACACUUCGGAUAUUUUGGAAACCAUGGUUGCACAAACUGUGGCCGCGGACGAGGCUGCUGCCGAAAUUCUGGUUCCGAAGCGCAAACUUCGGUCCAAGAAAAGGAUUCCUGCUGGAUUACCGGGUUUGAGCACUGGACGAUACGGUAGGCAAAAGUCGUCGGGAGUCAGUCCUGGCCCU
Molecule: messenger RNA, 747 nt
Organism: Notodromas monacha
Lineage: Eukaryota; Metazoa; Arthropoda; Ostracoda; Podocopida; Cyprididae
Source: the annotation of a GenBank genome assembly